Eubalaena glacialis (North Atlantic right whale) is the source of this 1425-nucleotide messenger RNA. RefSeq names its product zinc finger AN1-type containing 2A (gene ZFAND2A). Bases 305 to 838 code for a protein of 177 amino acids. Gene Ontology annotation, biological process: proteasome-mediated ubiquitin-dependent protein catabolic process; protein targeting to ER. Gene Ontology annotation, cellular component: cytoplasm; endoplasmic reticulum. Gene Ontology annotation, molecular function: zinc ion binding. The transcript has 7 exons. Lineage: Eukaryota; Metazoa; Chordata; Mammalia; Artiodactyla; Balaenidae. The record is from RefSeq and is a predicted model, not a curated record.
CGUCGUCGGGGCGCGCCGGGGACGCCCGGACAGCGGGGGCUCUCUGACCCGGCGGCUGCGAAUAAAUGGCCGGGAGGUCCGGGCGGCGCGAUGCUGGGCUCUCCCGCGGACUCGGACCGGCUUCGGCCGUCGCUCGGAUCCUGUUUUCUUCGUCCCUUUGGCCUUUUCCCCCGCGGCUGACCGCGGACAGGGAGACAGCUCUUGGUCUCUGCCACCUUCCGCUCCUCUCCGCGGCUGCCCAGGCCUCCGACGAGGGCCAGGUGACAUUUCACUCUGUCAUCUGUGUUUUGGACAUUUUCUCAUAAUGGAGUUCCCUGAUUUGGGGAAGCAUUGUUCAGAAAAAACUUGCAAGCAGCUAGAUUUUCUUCCGUUAGAAUGUGAUGCAUGUAAACAAGAUUUCUGUAAAGAUCAUUUUACCUAUGCUGCACAUAAAUGUCCCUUUGCAUUCAAGAAGGAUGUUCAGGUCCCAGUGUGCCCACUUUGUAACAGCCCUGUCCCAGUAAAAAAGGGCGAGAUCCCAGAUGCGGUGGUCGGCGCGCACAUGGAUGGAGGCUGUAAACGUCACCCUGGGAGGAAGAAAGAGGAGAUUUUCACGUACCGCUGCUCAAAAGAGGGCUGCGGGCGGAAGGAGACGCUGCGCGUGGCUCGCGCCGAGGGUCGCGGCGUCUUCUGCAUUCAGCACAGACACCCUCGGGACCACGGCUGCGCCCGCGGAGGCCCCCCUGCCAGCACGGCCGGGUGCUCGGCGGCAAGGGCCUCGGAUGCCGGGCCGUCGGGGGCUUCACGCGAGGGGCCGGGCGGCUGGCUGACUCGGCGCUUCAGGUGGAGAGUAAAGUGACGAUGUGACUGUUCAAACUGGCCUCUUUCCAAACGUGAUUUGCACUUUGUGGCCACUUUAAUGCUCUAGCACUUGCACGCUUCCCACCACGAGCAGCUCUGCCCUGAGCUGACCUGGUCACAGGGGCUUCUGUCCCUUAGCUGACCUGGUCACAGGGGCUUCUGUCCCUUGACCUCUGUCCCUUAACCCACCGACGGUGGAUCUCACUGUGUCUUCCUCACGUGGCUUGUGUGGUGAUCAGCCGUCUGAGCCCAGGCACGGGGGCGGGACUACACCUUCCCUGUUAGGGGUCCUUGUCCGGAGGUGGCCCCCAGCCCGCCGCUCCUGUUCCACUGAGAGAACAGCCUGUGACCCUCUGACUGCAGGCAUUGGGGUGACACCGAGGGCUUUGGGGCCUGUCAGGAGAGCCGUCAUCUCCCGGGACCUCAGGGAACCGGAUGAAGAGAAAUACCAUCCCAGUCGUAACCCCGGGGCAUCCAGCCGUGCGUUCCAGACAUCCCACUGCUUGCGGAUUAACAAAAAUCCAAGCAGUUACUCUUUCUUCUUUGGUUUCAUAGCCUCAAAACACAAUGGUUGUGACCAGCUAG